GUAAGCAACAGUUUCAAAACAGAAGCUCCUUAAUAUCUCUGUCAAUUUCAUCCUGUUAAAAGCUUAGAGUGCAGGAGAGAAGGCACGGCAAGCAUUUUUUUGUUUAAUAAAAGUGGGAUAUUUCUGGAGCAGAAAUUAUGAGAACAGAAUGAUCGGUAGGCAGAAAGCUGCAAUGGCAGGAGCUACAGAAUCCAGGGCCAGGACACGUAGGCGUAGAAUAUAUGGGUGCGUUCGUUUUUUCAGAGAAUUGAACGUACUUUGCUAAGUUAUUGCUGCCCAUGGUGUGCAUACUCAUCCCACUCUAGGAUAAAGGAGAUCAAAAAAAUCCCAGAGUAUCUAAUUUUAAUUCCUUUGUUUUGUUUUUGUUGGGCUGGUGUUGGUUAAAUGUUUAGCUGGAGUUGGUGGUUAUUUUAACUUGGGUGUAACUGUAAACUCUUUAUUGUUGUUGUUACUGAUUUCUAUUGAUUUAUUGGUUGGUUUGUUGCUUGUGUAGGAUAUUUUGUUUUUUAAUGUUUAAUGUUUUGUUGCGUUUCUGUAUGUGUUGUAAGCUGCCCAGAGUGGCUGCGGAAACCCGGCCAGAUGGAUGGGAUAUAAUUUUUUAAAAAAUAAAACAUUAUCUCACCUAAGAUCCAAACAUUAAAAUGGUAAUCAGUGAUCCCAUGUGUUCAAUCCACCUUCAGAAGCGAAGGCUAAUCUCUGGAGUGUAGAUGUGUUCUAUGGUUGGGAUAAAAACCAGACUGCCCACAAAUGAGAAGUCACUUUCUCUUUGUUAGCUCCAUCUAAGAGGACACUGUUGUUGCUCGAGGAUCACUGUGGCUAGGCAUGGCUCACAUUUGGCUACUUGCAUCUUGCAUUUUUCUCUGCUUCGUAGCAGGAGGUAAGCCCAACAACUAGUAGUAAUAAUAAUUAGGGGUACGCAUAUCCUGAUGUUGGGAAAGAUGGAGGGCACAAGGAGAAGGGGACGACAGAGGACGAGAUGGUGGGACAGUGUUCUCAGAGCUACAAACAUGAGUCUGACCGAACUGCGGGAGGCAGUGGAAGACAGGAGUGCCUGGCGUGCUCUGGUCCAUGGAGUCACGAAGAGUCAGACACAACUAAACAACUAAACAACAACAACAAAAAUGCCCCAAAACAUUUUGUGAAUAUAAGCUUGGCCUCAUUGAGGGGCAAUAGUUCAAUAUGAGUAGGAAAGUGAGAGUACCCCUAAACAUUUUUUUAGAAAAAAGCACUAAUAUAAUAAUAAUAAUAAUUACAUGGGGUGCCACUGGUCUGGGCAUCAUAUCCCACUACCCUUUCCCCUAUCCGUCACAUACAUUUAAAGUGUAUUUAAAACACAUGGCUUCCCCAAAGGAUUCUUGGGACCUCUAAUUUACCCCUUACAGUUUUUCGAUUCUCCGCACUCUUAACAAACUCCAGUUCCCAGGAGUCAUUGAGGGAAGCUAUGUGUUUCAAAUGUAUGAGCUGCAAGACAAACCCCCAAUUUGCUUCUCCCCCUCAAGGUAAAUUACAAGGUAAUUUAUUGUUUUUAAUUGUAGAAUUAGAUCAGAUAGCUUUGCCACUUGGUCCCAGGUGAUAUUGCAAUAUCUGUGAACAAUACAAACGUACACUUACUCAGAAUCUUCGCCAUCAGCCACCUUUCUGUAAAUCGCCACUUUCAUGCAGCCCAUGAUAUCAUGAGGACAACUACACAUUCAAAAUGCUUUUGAACUUGGGAAAGACAAAUCGCUGUCAGAACUCAGUUUUCUUAAGGCUACCAGUCAUUUCAGUCCGUAUCUCUUUCUUUUUUCUUUUUCUUCUCCUCCUGCGAUGAGGCUACAUUUUAAUAUUUUAAUGUUUCAAUAUUUUAAUGUUGUUUUUUAAUGUUGUUUUUAAGUUGUAAUCAUUCAACUUGUUUUUAUUAUUGCUUGUAAGCUGCUCUGAGCCCAGCCUUGGCUGGGGAGGGCGGGGUAUAAAUAAAAAAUAUUAUUAUUAUUGUUAUUAUUAUUAUUAUCGUAGACAGUUUGUAUGGCACUUUGUAUUUUAUUGUACUGGUAUACAGUGGUACCUCGGGUUACAUGCGCUUCAGGUUACAUACGCUUCAGGUUACACACGCCGCUAACCUAGAAAUAGUGCUUCAGGUUAAGAACUUUGCUUCAGGAUAAGAACAGAAAUCAGGCUCCGGCGGUGCGGCAGCAGCAGGAGGCCCCAUUAGCUAAAGUGGUGCUUCAGGAGGUUAAGAACGGACCUCCGGAACGAAUUAAGUACUUAACCCGAGGUACCACUGUACUGGUAUAAUUGCUGCACAUUGCCUUGGUGAUAUGAAAACGUUUUAGGAAAUAAACAGCAAGUCAUCUGAAAGGUUAACUCUGAAAGGGGGGGGAGGGAGAAUGAGCACUCUAAGAAUAUGCAAUUGCUUGGGCAUAUUGAUUACAUAUUUGUCUGAUAUAUUGUAAUGGUUUGUUUUACGAAGUCCUGAGAAUGUUCUAAUGUCCGUAUACACAAACUGAGUUGCUUUUUGGAUUAUGUUUUAAAAUGCUUUAGCAUUGGAUCGUUAAUGCUAUUUAACACUGUCUUUGGGAGCCGUUGUUACUCAUUCCUGAGGAGCUAAAGCAGUUAUAUAUAUAUAAAGGUAAAGGUAAAGGACCCCUGGAUGGUUAAGUCCAGUCAAAGGCGACUAUGGGGUUGUGGCACUCAUCUCACUUUCAGGCCGAGGGAGCUGGCGUUUGUCCACAGACGGCUUUCCGGGUCAUGCAGCCAGCAUGACUAAACCGCUUCUGGAGCAAUGGGACACCGUGAUGGAAACCAGAGCUCACAGAAACGCUGUUUACCUUCCCACCACAGCAGUACCUAUUUAUCUACUUGCACUGGCGUGCUUUUGAGCUGCUAGGUUGGCAGGAGCUGGGACAGAGCAACGGGAGGUCACCCCGUCGCAGGGAUUCAAACUGCUGACCUUCUGAUCAGCAAGUCCAAGAGGCUCAGUGGUUUAGACCACAGCGCCACCCGCGUCCUCAUUCCAGAGGACCAAAACAGUUAUACUACAGUGCCUGUCACAUCCUUGCACACGGCACUAUGUCAUGACAUAGCAAUGCGAACAGCACCGUGUCAUGAUAUAGCUCCAUUUUCAUGAGCCUUGCUGGGUUAAGGAGAAAAGGAGGAGGAGGAUAAUAUCUCUUUUCACUAUCCAGCAUCUAGAUAAACUUGAUCUGGAGACACUUGCUAAUGUGGAUCCUAGGAGCAACCGCAUUAUUAUUUUUAAUGCUCUUUCUUAACGACAGAUGCUGUUGUCUGCCGACAGUGUGCUACCAUGAGGCCGUGGAUACCAUGCAUGCCGUUAGGGAGAAGAUGCGCUGCCAUAAAGAACAAAAUGACCUGCAUAAUCUUGAAAGUCUACAAAGGUAAGGUGUCUUGUCUUCUUAGCAACCUUGACCUUUUCCUUGCAAGCUAGCACUUAUUUCAAGAGCAUUGCUUUUGGGGAAAGUCAUAUUGUGUUGGCCUGUGGAUUAUAACAACAACAACAAUUUAUAUCCCACCCAUCUGGCUGGGCUUCCCCAGCCACUCUGGGCGGCUUUCAACAAAAUAUUAAAAUACAGUAAUGCAUCAAACAUUAAAAGCUUCCCUAAACAGGGCUGCCUUCAGAUGUCUUCUAAAAGUCUGGUAGUUGUUGUUCUCUUUGACAUCUGGUGGGAGGGCGUUCCACAGGGUGUGUGCCACUACCAAGAAGGCCCUCUGCCGGGUUCCCUGUAACUUGGCUUCUUGCAGUGAGGGAACCUCCAGAAGGCCCUUGGCGCUGGACCUCAGUGUCUAGGUAGAACAAUGGGGGUGGAGAUGCUCCUUCAGAUAUGAAUACAGCUGCCACUGGGGCAUCAAGCCCCUGGGUGGCUUUAGAUAGGUCGGGACUCACAGCUAGGCCUAGUCUACUGACGAACGAAGGUGAGGCACCCACCUUGAAUGGUGGAAGAAGUCCAAGAGGUGGUGCCUGCCUCACCUCCGCCACUCACCCCCCUCCACCGCCAGUGGAGAAGCAGCGGCUAGUGUGUCGUGGGCAGCGGGGCGGGGUGGCGGCACGUUCCUGUUUCACCUCAAGCAGAACAUGAAUAACAACACGAAUCAAAACGCUUUCCUUUCUCCCCGUGCCUCUUCCCACCACUCCAGGUUUCCAGCUGUGGCAGAAGGUCAUGGGCUGCACGAAUGUGGAUGACGACAGGUGUGACCAAUGGAAUUUUGACAAGCGCACUGGCAAACUGUACACAUUCUCCUGUUGCUCCGAUAAAGAUUAUUGCACUCAGCAAUAAUAGAUGGCAGUGUUGC
Molecule: messenger RNA, 4287 nt
Organism: Podarcis lilfordi (Lilford's wall lizard)
Lineage: Eukaryota; Metazoa; Chordata; Lepidosauria; Squamata; Lacertidae
Source: the annotation of a GenBank genome assembly